Messenger RNA from Prorocentrum cordatum, 894 nucleotides. The record is from the annotation of a GenBank genome assembly. Lineage: Eukaryota; Dinophyceae; Prorocentrales; Prorocentraceae.
AUGCGGCAGACUUUGCAACACUUCCUCGACGAGGCCGAGGCGCUGGACGCCGACGGCGCCGAGGAGGGCUCGGAGGAGCCGCCAGAGCUGGACGAGCUCGAGGAGCCGGCGGAGCUGGCCACCGGCAGGGCCUUCGAGGCGGUAUACGCCUACCUGGAGGACGAGGCACGGCUCCGGGCCCUGGGCGAGCAGGCCGUCCAGAUCUUCUGGGACGCGGGCCAGGUGGCCCCCGUGGGCAAGCAGCGGGCCCGGCUGCUCGAGAUGGCCAGAACCCUCGCCUCGAGGCUGGUCCUGCGGCUGCGCGCCGCGGGCCGGCCGCGCCCUGGGCAGGCGGACCACGAGAUGGGCCUCGGGCCAGAGUGGUUGCUGGAGGCGCUGGGCUGCCUCUGGUGGUUGCGAGAGCUGGGCUUGGAGCGAGAAGAGCCGCUCGUCGACGAGUGCCUCGAGGAGUGGAUCGCGUCGGGUGGGUCCAUGAAGACGCUGGUAGGCUUCUCCCUCGAGGAACUCCAGGCGGUCCCGAAGCGUGAGCUCAGCGAGGUCCUCAUCUCGGCGUUCACGCUCGAGAGGAGCGUGGUGUGUGGCCUGUUCGGCGACGACAGGCCCGAGCCGCCACCUCUGGAGUUCGGCGUGCAGGAGGUGCUGGCGGAGGUGCGGCGCCGGCAGCUCACGGAGCCGCCCCUGCCCGGCUUCUUCAGCGACUUCUGUGUGAUGACUCAAGUCGUGUACGUGCUGAACUGCUUCAACGGUGCGCUGCCCAACAAGCGCUCGGACUGCCCGUGGCUCUAUGCCUACCUGGAGCGUUGCCUGGGCUUUUUCAUGCGCGAGGCUAGGGCGCAGGCCCCGGCUGCCACCGCCGGGGAGUGGGCCGAGGAGGCGGUGAGUGCUGUGGCGGAG